Messenger RNA from Diaporthe citri, 531 nucleotides. RefSeq lists its product as uncharacterized. The record is from RefSeq and is a predicted model, not a curated record. The transcript is spliced from 2 exons. NCBI's taxonomy places the organism in Eukaryota, Fungi, Ascomycota, Sordariomycetes, Diaporthales, Diaporthaceae. Gene Ontology annotation, cellular component: extracellular region. The coding region runs from base 1 to 531 and encodes 176 amino acids.
AUGGUUAACUUCGGCUCUUUCUUCCUCUUCGCCACGGCCAUCACGGCCCUGCCUUCCUUGGUCAGGCGUGAUACCGCAGAGACUCUUGCCAACCUCAAAGGCAUUGACAACUCGACCAGGUCUCUGACCACCACCGUCACCUCGUGGGACGGAUCCCUCCUCGGGGCUUUGGGCAUCCAGUCUGCCGCCACCGCCGUCGGCACCCAGAUCGACAACGCCAACACCGCGGCCUCGGACGAGCCCCAGGCCUCGAGCGCGGACUCGCAGACCAUCAUCACCUACGUCACGGGCACCCUCACCCCUGACAUCCAGGCCUCGCUGACCGCCCUGACCAACCGCAAGGCCGACUUCCAGUCCCUGGGCAUAACAUCCAUCGUCCUGUCCACGCUCCAGAGCCUGCAGUCCAAGUCUGCCGCCCUCGGGACGACGCUCGUCAACAUCGCGUCCGCGGACCAGAAGGCCGCGGCGCAGUCUGCAGCCGACGCCAUCAAUGCUGCCUUUGCCGCUGCCGUGACGGCCUUCUCUUCUUGA